This is a messenger RNA of Oryctolagus cuniculus (rabbit), 3152 nucleotides long. RefSeq names its product membrane spanning 4-domains A14 (gene MS4A14). Gene Ontology annotation, biological process: cell surface receptor signaling pathway. Lineage: Eukaryota; Metazoa; Chordata; Mammalia; Lagomorpha; Leporidae. The record is from RefSeq and is a predicted model, not a curated record. Gene Ontology annotation, cellular component: plasma membrane.
UCUGUGGUUCUAGUGCUGAGGGUAGUAAUCGCUAAGGGCUCAUUGCUAAGGACUCCAUGUAACACUGGUGGGGAAAUAGAUCAUGAUUUUCACUACAACAUUCACUCCCUGAUUCUCUUCACAGAGUUCUGCCAAUGAAUCAUGGAGUCACCAUCCGAGGGGAAAAGAGCCAUUGCCUUAAAACCAUCAGACACCGUACUGACUGCAUUUCCCUACAGACCUCAUAGCACCCUGCUGGAUCUCCUGAGGGGAGAGCCGAAAGUCUUGGGGGCUGUCCAGAUCCUGCUUGCUCUGAUCAUCUUGGGCAUUGGAAUUAUAUUUUUACUUAGUUACCUCAGUUUCUCCUCCAAAUUCCCUAUCGUUUUCCUCACAGGAUACCCAUUCUGGGGAGCACUUAUUUUUUUUCUUGCAGGAUGCUUCACAGUAAUCGAUACAUCAAAAAGAAUUCUGGGACUAAGUGUCACAACCAUAAAUAUUAUCAGUUCCUUGGUUGCAGUGGCUGGGAUUACUCUCACCAUUAUCAGCUAUAUAAAUCAACACAGAUUCUGCCAAGACCUUUCCUUUGAAGGUUUAUGUGCUAUAGGUAGAACACUUCUCAUAGGGAUGUUGUCGGUUUUACUGAUCAUCAGCAUAGUGGAGUUCAGUGUCUCUGUGACUAUCACGUGCUUUAGAAGCAAGUGCUGGACAAGAUCAAAUGAGGUUGUAUUUUUCUUGCCUGAAGAUGUUAUGCAAAAUAGUGAACAACCUGCUCCAGAGGAAAAUGUUCAACUAAAAUUUGAGCUUCAAGAAGCAUCUACAAGUACUGAUGCAACAAAAACAGAGAUUUUUUUCUUUGGAAGCUAUGCUUUCUAUAAGUUGAAAGUCUCAAGAAUUCCUUCUGGUUCCCAACCAUGUAAUACUGGUAGGGAUAAUUAUGAAAGCACUUCUGCUUCUGUGCCGCAUGGACAACACCAGAAUAUCCCUAUAUCUUUUAAAUAUUUGGAGGAAGACAUUGCACAAAAACAAUUGCCUCCCAUAUCAGAGCAAAGGAUCUCAGAUUAUGCUACAUACACUAAGCCAGAUUCUAAAACUGGAAAAUUCAAAAAAGUAGUUAAAGAAUAUACUAUGGCAAAAUCCCCCCAAAUGCAAACUCAGCCGCUGCAGGAUAAAGACUUCUUAUUCCAAGAUUUUCUAGUUGAUUCUGUACAAGACCUCCAAGCUUUACCACCUGAUGAUUUGCCAUCCCAAGCUUUGCUACUGCAAGGCCAACAAGCACAAGCCAUGUCCUAUAAAUCUCCAUCAUCCCAUAUUAUACAGUCUUAUGACUUGACAUCUGAUGACUUACCCUCCCAAGACAUACCAUCCCAAGAUACAAUAGCCCAAUAUGUGCAACCUGUAUAUAUGUCAUCCCAAGACACACCAUUAGAAAGCAUGUUAUACCAGGAUAUAAUGUCCCAAGAAACGCAACCUGCAUAUACGCUAUCCCAAGAUACACAAUCCCAAAGUACAAAAUCCCAAAGCAUACCAUCCCAUGACAGACCAUCCCAAAAUACAGCAUCUGAAAACAUGACAUCUCAAGACACAUCUCAAAACAAAUCCCAAGAUACAUCAUCACAAUACACGCCUUCCCAAGAUAUACCAUCUCAAGCUCUACCAGCACAAGUUGCACUGUAUGAAGCACUAACACCCUAUACUGUGCAGAUUCCUAACACACAACACCUACCUGAGCAAUCCCCAGAUCUUCAACCACAGGACAUUCAAGCUGAAAACCUUCAGCUUUCACAAAUAUCAUAUCAGGACAUUCGAUCAGAAGUCCUGGAACUAACUCAAGAAUGGAACUAUGAAGGAGUACUCCAUGGCAAGAAAUCCCCAAGACGGCAUUCCUCAGACUGGCAAACCAAAGGUGGGCAGUCUCCAAGGAGGCUUUCCUUAGAACUGCAGCCCAAAGACUCACAAACUGCAAAACAAAAAUCCAAAGACCAUCAAAUCAAAGGUUGGCUAUCCCCAAAGAGGCAUUCUAUAGAUAAGAAAACCCAGUACACUCAAACCUCAGAGCAACUCUCAGAUCAGCAAGCUGAGGAUCAGCAGGCCAAAGUAGGACAAUUCUCAAAAGAACAAUCCAGAGACAUACAAAUUGAAGAUCAACUGGCCACUAAGGAGCAAUCCCCGAAUGAAAAAACUCAAUAUCAACAAACUGAAGACCAGCAGGUUCGAGAGGAAAAAUCCCCACGGGAACCACCCACCAACUGGCAAGCUGAUGGAGAGAAAACUCUGGCAGAGAAAGCUUCGAGGCAGCCAUGUCAAUACUGGGCAUCCCACAUUCAGCAACACCAAGACUCACAAUCUCCAGAAGAGGAGACACCAGACUGGACAACUGAAAACUGGCAAUCUUCUGGCAAGCAAUAUCAAGACUGGAGAAAUCAAGACUGGCAAACCAGAGACUGGAAAUCGCAAGAAUGGCAGUUUGAAAUGCAGCAUUCCUUAAACUGGGAAACCCAGGCUGGGCAAAUCCAAGAUCGAUUAGAGGAAGAAGCCCUGAAGCAGAAAACUCUACACCCAGAAGUCCAAACUCAGCACACCACAGCAAGAUACAGGUUUGGUCAGAAAUUGCAAGAUAUGCUAUGUCAAAACAGUCAGAAUCAAGAUAAGAACAAACAAAACUUUCUAUUCAGAUUUAUACUCCAAGAAGAUACACAAACAAGCAGCAUGCAAGCAAGAGAUAUCAAACAAGGGGAGAGGAAAUAUAGAAGUCAAAAACCAGUGGAUCAGCAAUCAGAGGACAUGAAGCCAGACUGUCAUCCUUCUUCUUCUCAAAGCUUAGCACAAGACACACAUAUACCUUGUUUUUCCAAUAUAGGUUCAGAACAAGAUGUGCAACAGAAUGCUUCAGUUUGCUCAGAUUCAUAUAAAGAAGAUCUGAAUUUCCUUUCCUCCUCUUGUCAUUCAAAAGAUCAACAGCAAUCUGAAGAGUCUGACUAACGUGCAGAGUCCACUAAAUGUCACAAAGCCAUCAAUAAUGGAACCAAAUGAGAGAAAAUCAAAAUAGUCCCCUUUAAUGUAUGUUCUCUGCUGUGGUUGUUACCCAAUUCACUUCGCCAGAAAAUUAAGGGCAUGCGGAACACUCAAAGAGUUUGUCCUUAAUUAAAAUAAAACGGCAACAAAACAAAUGUUGA